This is a messenger RNA of Xenopus laevis (African clawed frog), 4177 nucleotides long. RefSeq names its product stromal antigen 3 L homeolog (gene stag3.L). The record is from RefSeq and is a predicted model, not a curated record. The transcript is spliced from 34 exons. NCBI's taxonomy places the organism in Eukaryota, Metazoa, Chordata, Amphibia, Anura, Pipidae. Bases 350 to 4057 code for a protein of 1235 amino acids.
UCUGAUUGGAUCACUUUACUGUCCUCCGAUUGGCUCACUUUGUACCGUGUGGGAGGGAUUUCCCUGUCUGUCGCGUUAGCAAUAUCUGGCGCGCUUUGUUUUGCCGCUAUUUUAGAAGGAAACUGAGGUCUGAGGUCGUCCCGGAGCGAUUAUACAUUGCUUGGAACGCACUGACGUGGAGAAGGUGACUGCGUUACUCCCAGUAAACGUUCCACACACACUGGUCUGAUAUAAAGACGGGAAAAGCUCUUGGGGCCAUUGACUUGCUGCGGUGCAUUCUGGGAUUCUCCUGUUAAAGGGGUAGUUCACCCUUACGUUAACUUUUAGUAUGUUAUAGAAUGGCCAAUUGAUGCAUCGCUCACAAGAGAACCCCUGUUCCGAUAAGUCUACUCCUGGCUUCUCUUCAUUAAAGAUGUCUCCUCGCACCAGUCCGGGUGGUUUCUCUCCUGAAGGGAGAGCCCCUUACAUGACCCCCUCCAGUGUUGCUUCCAAAGGGUCUAUAUCAUCUAUGUCAUUGGCAUCAAAACAAGGAAGCCUUGAAGAGACAUUGUGGGAUUUAGGCAGCGAGAUUGAAGAAUCCAUAUCGGAUGAAGGAAGUGAUUUUGAAGAAACUAUGCGUAAAAGACCCCGGCGGUCUCAGAGACCAUCACUGGCAGAAACCGCGGCACCUAAACGCCCCAGGAUUGCGGAGCCAACUGUUUGUGCCAAGGACUUGUUUGAAGCAAUCGUACAGGGCAGGAGCGUCAUGCACGUACUUGUUGAUGAUUGGUUGGAUAGUUACAAGCAUGAUCGUGAGGCGGCUCUAUUAGAGCUGAUCAAUUUCCUCAUGCUGGCAUGUGGCUGUAAAGGUGUGGUCACCCUGGAAAUGCUGGAAAACAUGCAGAAUUCUGACAUCAUUCGCAAGAUGACAAUGGAGUUCAAUGAGGAAACCCAGAGUUACCCGUUGCUGUUAAAACCUUGGAAGAAAUUUCGUGCUAAUUUUGGGGAAUUCUUUAAAGCUCUGGUAAACAGAUGCCAGUUCAACAUUAUAUACGAUGAGCUUCUUAUGGAUGCACUCAUCUCUCUGCUCACGGGGCUGUCUGAUUCACAAGUCCGUGCAUUUCGCCAUACCAGCACAUUUGCAGCCAUGAAGCUAAUGACAGGACUGGUGAAAGUGGCAUGGGAUGUGAGUCAUCACCUAAACACAAGCAAGCGGCAGUUUGUUGCGGAACAAGCAAAAAGCCCAGAGAAGAGAUCUCCAGAGAGACUGGAGACCCUGAUAGCCAAACAGAGAGCCCUUCAUGGAAACCUGGAAGAGGUUGUGAAUAUGAUGAAUGGUAUUUUUAAAGGAGUUUUUGUACAUAGAUACUGUGACACUGUUGCAGACAUCCGUGCCAUCUGUAUGGAAGAGAUUGGGGUCUGGAUGAGAACAUACAGUCAAUCAUUUCUGAGCGACAGCUGCCUCAAAUAUGUCGGAUGGACUCUCUAUGACAAGCAGGGAACGGUGAGGUUGCAGUGUAUCCGAACUUUGCAGAGUUUAUACGGCGUUCCAGAGAUGGCCCCAAAGUUGGAACUUUUCACUAGCAGAUUUAAGAACCGUUUGGUUUUCAUGGUGUUGGAUAAAGAGCAGCAGGUGGCUGUGGAGGCAAUAAAACUGAUUGGACUCAUUUCACAGAACAUGGAGGAGACGUUAAGUAAGAAGGAUUGUGAAACUGUGUACCCCCUUGUUUUUGUAUCCAGUCGAGCAGUUUCAUCAGCAGCAGGGGCAUUUCUGUAUAAGAGGGUUCUAGCUCAUAAAGUAUCUAGUCCCAAGAGCAGAAAUCGUCAUGGAAACGCAGUGUUCUUCCAACUGCUGACAAUGUUCUUCAUAAAAAGUAAGCUUCCUGAACAUGCUGCAUAUCUGGUAGACAGUUUGUGGGAGUGUGCUGGGGUCCCACUCCAGGACUGGGUAUGCCAGACUGAUCUGCUGCUGCUGGAGGAGGAAGGCUUGGAUGACACAGAAGAAAGUGCUCUGAUAGAAAUCUUAGUAGCGUCUAUGAGACAGACAGUAGAGGGGACGUCUCCUGUGGGUAGAGUGCCUGCUAGAAAGGCUGUUGCCGUAAGGGAAAAGAAGGCUGAAGACAAAUUCAGACUGACCCGUCGUAUGAUUCUUGCACUUCCAUCUCUUUUGGCAAAGUUUUCAGCUGAUGCCAAAAAGGUGAGAACUCUGCUUAAAAUCCCUUCCCUUAUGGAGCUGGACAUUUACUGCACAGACAGAAUGGAAAAGUCUCUAGAUCUGCUGUUGGGCCAGAUUCAGGAGAUCUUGGAGAAGCAUACAGAGGCAGAUGUUUUACAGGGCUGCUCUCAAGCUUUGUAUGUCUUGUGUGACCGGAGACUGGCCUUGUACAAGCACGCAGAUUUUGCACGGAGCAACGUUGUGGACCAGCUCACGGACCACUUUUUGCAGCAGGUUCCAGAAAUCAUGCAGGAGACUGAGCUAGAUGAAGAUGCAGUUUAUAAUAUCGGUGCAACAAUGAAAAGAAUAUCACCAUUGUACAGUGGUCACGAUCUGUCUCGCUGGGAGUUGUUCGGCCCCUGCAGCCAAAUACUGCUCAAAAGGAUCAACACAGGAGAGGUUUCGGAACAGAUAGUUAUUCCUGCCCUUACCUGCUGCCACUUCUCUCUCUUGUGGGAGCUUUUCCACAUCACCAACUCCAAAGGCUCACAGAAUCAGCUGAAGCAAAAACUCCGGCAGUUCUGUGACAUGUGUCAAAGCUGUCUGUCUGAUCAUCGGGCUGCUAUAAGGAAACAGGCAUUUGUACUCCUCAGCGAUUUGCUGGUUAUAUUUGGUGGGCCCGUAGGCCAGAAGCAGAGAUCUCACCUGCAGCCUCUUGUAUAUCGUCCCAAUCUGUCUCUUCAGGCCGAGAUGGCUGGAUUUCUGUUGGAUAAUGUAUUUGUUGAUCCGGAAGAGGAGGAAGGUUCACAAACGGAGGAUGGGGCCCGACAAAUUGAUGUGCUACAUGAGAGAAGAAAUCUGCUCGCCGGUUACUGCAAACUGAUCCUGUACGGUUCCCUACAGCUGCACUCUGCCAGCGAUAUCUUCAGGCAUUACGUCAAGUUUAACACCAAUUACGGAGAUAUUAUUAAGGAGAUGCUGCACAAGUCCCGAAGCAUCAGCAAAGAGGAGAGCACCAAGACUGUUCUGCUUAGCCUCACUCAGGCCUUUACAGGGCUGUGCCAAGAGUGUGACACCCCACCCGUGCGCUCCUCUCCUCCUUUGCUAGAAAUUCGGGUGUUGGCCAAGAGAUUGGCUCUACUCUAUGGACCUGAUCAGAUGAGAUAUCGUCAGGAUAUUGUUUUGCUACACAAGGAGGGCAUAAAAUUCUCUCUGCGCCAGAAUAAAACAUCUGACUGGAGCCCUGAAAACCUGCUGUUCCUGGAUGUACUGAGUGAAUUCUCCCACAAAACCAUCAAGCCAGACAAAAAGGCUGUCAUGAAAUAUUUAGAACAGACCAUUGAGCAGUGGCUGCCCUUCCAACCUGUGAGAAAGGAUGAGGUUUGGGCCCCUCUUCUGGCAUACAGCAAGUCUCUGUCUGUAGAUGAGGAGUCCUCUUCUGCUACUGAAAGCGAUAUUUUUCCACCCAAGGAAGGAACGAAGAGGAGCACUGCAAGGCCAUUAGCUCCUUCACCAAGCAAGAGAAUGAAAACUAGCGAAGGAACACUUGAUGUUUCCAGCUUGAUAAUGGAGGAAGGGAGACAUGAGCUGCCCUUAAUGACUUCCACCCAACUGAAAGAACAUAAAGCACCCACCUUACGGGCAAGGUAUGAGGAGGAGGAAGAAGAAAUAUCCGAGGCAGACUCUGAGCCCAGUGAACUGAGUUUCCGGAGCUUCCAGAGGACUCCAAGCUUCUUCCGCAGGCUCCGUGAACAGGCUAGGACUCCAGCAACAAUGAGCAGCAGGCUGAGUUUAAUGGAGGAGGAAGAGGAAGAUGAAUACUUGAUACGAGAGGAUGAGAGCAGCAAGGAUUCAGCAGAGGAGGAGGAAGAGCCCAAGCCAGAUCUGUUUGAUUCUGCACUAUUUGAAGAGGAUGACUUUUAACUUACAACUGAUGUUCCUGAGCGAUGCACAACUUUAGGAUUACUUUCUAUUACUACGGCGAUCAAAACCCAGUUGUUUGCUGUUCGGUUAGACAUUCAUUAAAUGUUUAUUGUUGCAAAA